AUGGUGCUGGAUCUGGACUUGUUUCGGGUGGAUAAAGGAGGGGACCCAGCACUUAUCCGGGAAACUCAGGAAAAGCGCUUCAAGGACCCGGGACUAGUGGACCAGCUGGUGAAGGCAGACGGCGAGUGGCGACGAUGCAGAUUUCGGGCAGACAACUUGAACAAGCUGAAGAACCUAUGCAGCAAGACAAUUGGAGAAAAGAUGAAGAAAAAAGAGCCGGUGGGAGAAGAAGAGUGCAUUCCAGAGAAUGUAUUGAAUCUUGAUGACCUCACUGCAGACACUUUAGCUAGCCUGAAAGUCUCACAGAUCAAAAAAGUCCGACUCCUCAUCGAUGAAGCCAUCCUGAAGUGUGAUGCUGAGCUGGUAAAGUUGGAAGCGGAGCGGUUUGAGAACCUCCGAGAGAUCGGGAACCUUCUGCAUCCGUCUGUGCCCAUCAGUAACGAUGAGGAUGUGGACAACAAAGUAGAAAGGAUUUGGGGUGAUUGUACAGUCAGGAAGAAGUACUCUCACGUGGACCUUGUGGUGAUGGUAGACGGCUUUGAAGGCGAAAAGGGUGCCGUAGUGGCUGGGAGUCGUGGGUACUUCCUGAAGGGGGCCUUGGUAUUCCUGGAACAGGCUCUCAUCCAGUUCGCCCUUCGUACCUUGGGAAGUCGGGGCUACACUCCCAUUUAUACCCCCUUUUUCAUGAGGAAGGAGGUCAUGCAGGAGGUGGCACAGCUCAGCCAGUUUGAUGAGGAACUUUAUAAGGUGAUUGGCAAAGGCAGUGAAAAGUCUGAUGACAACUCCUAUGAUGAGAAAUACCUGAUCGCCACCUCAGAGCAGCCCAUUGCCGCUCUCCACCGGGACGAGUGGCUUCGGCCAGAAGAUCUGCCCAUCAAGUAUGCUGGCCUGUCCACCUGUUUUCGCCAGGAAGUGGGCUCCCAUGGCCGCGACACCCGGGGCAUCUUUCGAGUCCAUCAGUUUGAGAAGAUUGAACAGUUUGUCUACUCAUCACCCCAUGACAACAAGUCAUGGGAGAUGUUUGAAGAGAUGAUUACAACCGCAGAGGAGUUCUACCAGUCUUUGGGGAUCCCUUACCACAUUGUGAAUAUUGUCUCAGGUUCUUUGAAUCAUGCUGCCAGUAAGAAACUCGACCUGGAGGCCUGGUUUCCAGGCUCAGGAGCCUUCCGAGAGUUAGUCUCCUGUUCCAAUUGCACAGACUAUCAGGCUCGCCGGCUCCGAAUCCGAUACGGGCAGACAAGGAAGAUGAUGGACAAGGUGGAAUUUGUCCAUAUGCUCAAUGCUACAAUGUGCGCCACUACUCGUACCAUCUGUGCCAUCCUGGAGAACUACCAGACAGAGAAGGGCAUCACUGUGCCUGAAAAAUUGAAGGAAUUCAUGCCACCAGGUCUCCAAGAACUGAUCCCCUUUGUGAAGCCUGCGCCCAUCGACCAGGAGCCAUCAAAGAAGCAGAAAAAGCAACAUGAGGGCAACAAAAAGAAAGUGGCUGCAGGUGAUGGUACCCUGGAAGGCCGGCUGCAGAACAUGGAGGUCACCGAUGCCUGAACACUUCUUCCUCCAGCUCACCAGGCUUUCCUUUCUGUCAGCUGGGAUCUCACAGCCCACUCCAGGGCAGGGAAGCCAAGCACUCACUCAUCACCCUGCCCCUUCCGACUGCAUAGCUAACCGGCGAACAGUCUGCCCUGUACGAUGCAGAUGCUCCUGUCGCUUCGCCUGGGCAUAGGAUUUAAUCACUGGUGACUGACGAAGCCAUGUAAUAAAAUAUCUCUGGGGAAGGCCUAGUACUCUA
Messenger RNA from Choloepus didactylus (southern two-toed sloth), 1789 nucleotides. RefSeq names its product seryl-tRNA synthetase 1 (gene SARS1). The record is from RefSeq and is a predicted model, not a curated record. The transcript is spliced from 11 exons. Gene Ontology annotation, cellular component: cytosol. Gene Ontology annotation, molecular function: tRNA binding; serine-tRNA ligase activity; ATP binding. NCBI's taxonomy places the organism in Eukaryota, Metazoa, Chordata, Mammalia, Pilosa, Megalonychidae. Bases 1 to 1545 code for a protein of 514 amino acids. Gene Ontology annotation, biological process: seryl-tRNA aminoacylation.